This is a messenger RNA of Harmonia axyridis, 3129 nucleotides long. RefSeq names its product vacuolar protein sorting-associated protein 41 homolog (gene lt). Lineage: Eukaryota; Metazoa; Arthropoda; Insecta; Coleoptera; Coccinellidae. Gene Ontology annotation, molecular function: protein binding. Gene Ontology annotation, cellular component: HOPS complex; late endosome. The coding region runs from base 173 to 2692 and encodes 839 amino acids. The transcript is spliced from 14 exons. Gene Ontology annotation, biological process: macroautophagy; endosomal vesicle fusion; protein targeting to vacuole. The record is from RefSeq and is a predicted model, not a curated record.
GUCUUAUCCAAAUUUUUGGAUAGAUUUUAUGAAUCGUAGAUCUUUUGUUCUUAUGUCUAAAUUCCAUUUCACUAUUUUUACCACAGAUGAUCGCAACAAACAACAAAAUGUCAAAGAAAUCUCAAAAUUUCAGAUAUAUUUUCAAAUAGUAUAAAUAAGUUGUAAAAUAAAUAUGUCAGAUCCAAGUAUGAACGAAUCAACAACUACUAGUGAUACUGAAGAGGAGGAAAUCGAGCCUAAAUUGAAAUAUGCCAGAUUAUCCAAUGAUUUACAGAGUAUUUUAUUCAAAUCUGAAGCAACAUGUAUUUGUGUUCAUCCAAAAUUUAUUUGUCUUGGAUCGCAUUGGGGCGUUAUUCAUCUUCUUGACCACCAAGGAAAUAACAUUGAAGGAAAAGAACUUAAAGCUCAUACGGUUGGGGUCAACCAAAUUUCAAUAGACUCAAAUGGAGAAUUUAUUGCUACUUGUUCAGAUGAUGGGAAAAUAUUUAUUCACAGCUUAUUCAAUAAGGAAAAUAAUUUUACCUUAAACAUUGGUCGCUUAGUGAAAACUGUAGCACUUGAUCCCAACUAUAAUAAGUAUGGAAGUACCAAAAGAUUUAUUUUAGGUGAUGAUAAGUUAACAUUAUAUGAACGAACUUUUCUUGGAAGUUUAAGACCCACAGUUCUUUGCGAAAGUGAAGGCUUUGUUAGGAGCAUGAGUUGGAAUGGAAAUUUCAUAGCAUGGUCUAGUAAUGUUGGUGUUAGAGUUUAUGACAUAAAUGCUAGGUGCUCAUUGGGUCUCAUCAAAUGGGAGGAGCAUAAAACAUUAUCUAUUGAAAAAUUCAGAUGUAAUUUGAGAUGGGCUGAUGCAAGAACAUUGCUUAUAGGAUGGGUAGAUACUGUGAGAGUGUGUAUAAUCAGAAAAAGAAGUAACAUUGAAUUAGCUAAUAAAAAUCUUCCAGAAUAUUUAGUUGAUCCAGUUUCUACAUUCCAAACUGAAUUUUACAUCAGCGGAAUAGCACCAUUAGAUCAUCAGUUGGUGCUACUGGGAUGUUCUAAAGAAUUAGAUGAAGAACAGAAGAGUUUACGACCCCAAUUAUAUAUUGUAGAAUAUAGGGAUAAUGAUUAUACUGACAUUUGUACAGAUAGUCUGUCUUUAAGAGGUUACAAAGAGUAUAGUGUGAAUGAUUAUCACUUAGAUGUGUUACUGGAAGAGAAUAGGUUCUUUAUUGUUGCACCUAAAGAUGUUGUGGUAGCCAGUCCUUAUGAUUUGGAUGAUAGAAUACAGUGGUUUAUUCAGCACAGAAAAUUCGAAGAUGCUCUAGACAUUCUGAUUAAAAGUGAAGGAAGGGGAGUUCGAAAGUAUAACCUUGAAAAUGUAGGGGUUCAAUAUCUGGACUAUUUAUUAGCUAAUCAAAUGUGUGAUCAAGCUGGUAAACUAUGUUUGAAAAUUUUCCAAAAUAAGUCUUCUUUGUGGGAAGAGCAAAUUUAUAAAUUUGCAGCUAAACAUCAGUUGAGAUCCGUUAGCCCUUAUAUCCCAAGAUCUUUCAAUCACAAAUUGAAUCCACACAUUUACGAAAUGAUUCUGUAUGAAUUUUUGAAACUAGAUAGCCAGGGAUUUUUGAAUUUGGUAAAAGAAUGGGAUCCUAGGCUCUACAAUGUAGUUGCUGUAAUUAAUGCUGUUUUGGAGCAUUUACUUAUCUGUGACACUGACAAGAGUAUGUAUCUAGAAGCUUUAGCUAUUUUAUAUAGUUAUGAACAGAAAUAUGACAAAAGUCUCUCUAUGUACCUCAAGUUGAAGCAUAAAGACGUUUUUGCUCUGAUUCAAAAAUAUAACUUAUAUGAUGUAAUACAAGAUAUGUUGGUGGACCUUAUGGACUUGGACUAUAAAAAAACUGUAGCUCUUUUGAUGGAAAAGAAUAGGUUACCUCCGGAAACAAUAGUGGAAAGUUUAAGCAAACAUGAAUUUCAUCUAUACAGAUAUUUACAUGAAUUCGAUAAAAAAAAUCCAAAGGGAGAAUACCAUAGAGAACUUGUGAGACUGUAUGCCAUGUAUGAUAGAGAAAAAUUAUUACCAUUUUUAAAAAAAUCAGAGUAUUAUCCUAUACAAGAGGCGUUGAAUAUAUGCCAGAAGGAAAAGUAUUACCCCGAGAUGGUUUUUCUUUUAGGUAAAAUGGGAGAUACAAAAGAGGCGUUAGAGUUAAUAAUAAGUCAGCUUCAAGACAUGCAGCAUGCUAUAACAUUCUGUCAAGAACACGAUGAUCAGGAGCUUUGGUGCGAUCUGAUGAAUCAUUCUGUGGAUAAACCUGAGUAUAUUAAUUACCUUUUACAAAGCAUAGGAACCUUUGUCGAUCCGACAAUGCUCAUACAAAAAAUCAAAGACGAUACUGUGAUACCUGGUUUGAAAAAUUCGUUAGUGAAAAUGUUGUAUCAAUAUAAUUUACGGGUUUCGGUUCAGGAAGGUUGCAAGAAAAUUCUCAUGUCUGAUUAUUUCAAUCUUCAGCAGAAGUUGGUGAGAGUGCAGCAAAAGGGCGUUUCAGUAAUAGAAGAGAUCGUUUGCGGAGCUUGUCAUAGGAAGAUAAUCGAAAAAGAUCCUUCUAGAAUGACAAACAUAAUGUUGUUCAAUUGCAAGCACGCUUUUCAUGAUCAGUGUAUACCAGAAGGUACAGCAACUUGUGGAAUAUGUUAUCCAUUAAAGAAGACAGCUAGCUAAUCUUUGGAGUAAUUUUUUCAAUGUGGAUGAAGAAAAAAUAUAACUAAGGCAGAAUAUGUGCUUGAAAUGAAACCAGACAAUUUGAGGAUAAUAAUAAUAACAAGACAAACCUUAGUGAUAAUAUGAUUAAUCACAAAUGUCCAUUUUGAACAAAAAUCUAAUUUUCCAUUUAUUGGAUAAAGCUUUUACUAUUAUGUUUCCUAUUAUAUUCUACCAUGUAUUUUUAUGGAGUGAUGUUUUUGAAAUGUUUGUAAACUGCAUCAAUUACUUCGCUAUACUGUGAGCUACCAAGGUUUUUGUAAUUUGUAUAUAUGUAUCAAAGGUAUAUAUAUUUUGCUAAGGUAAGAUUAAAAACUGUUUUUUAUAUUAUUUGAAAAUGUGAUAUAUCCAUAAUUUUGUUCUGUAAUCAAUAAAUUAAGUGAUGUUUUAAAUUGAAA